Molecule: messenger RNA, 2448 nt
Organism: Coniophora puteana RWD-64-598 SS2
Lineage: Eukaryota; Fungi; Basidiomycota; Agaricomycetes; Boletales; Coniophoraceae
Exons: 10
Coding region: 1-2448 (815 amino acids)
Source: RefSeq, a predicted model, not a curated record
AUGUCCGAGAACGCAAACUCCAGCGCUUCGCAGCCAGGCACGGUCGCUGUCGACGCCGUCCCCGAGGGAGCGUUGGAAACAGACGCCCAUGCCGCCACCACCCCAAACACCCAAACUACAACAACCCAAACGCGCGCGUCGCCCAUGGCGGCUCCAACUUCAGCCCCAGCCUCCACAAACCCUAAUGAUCCCGAGCUCUUCGUCGAGAAACUGACGCGGCACUGGGCUCGAGGCGAAGUCAAGACCUUUCUCGAGGGCCACCUUGAAGGGUAUCGGAAGGCUCGGCAGCAGAGUAACACUCGGGCCCGUGACUAUCUCUCCCGCGUUAUCAACGAGUUUUUCGUGCUCGUCCCUUGGAGGAACAAAGUUUCGGAUCCGGUUCCAGCCAAGGAUGACCCCAUCCGGUCUCAACCUCCCGAACAGCUCACUGAAGCCGAAACAUUACAGAAGGCGCGGAAAGUAGCAGCUAUGGAGAAUUCCAUCGAACGAUGGCUCAAGGGUCGUAUCGAGUCAACCAGGAUCGCGGGAAGGCCCGGCAACAAGGAGAAUGAUGUCUGGACUCGCAUCGCCAAACAGCUCGCCGGGCUGUCUCCGUCUAAGCCGAAGAAACUAUCGGCUACUCAGCGCUGGUCCAAGGACCACUACGAGAAAGACGUCAAAUCCGACUUUGAGGCGCGGUGGGCCAUCGAAAAGGACCGACUCGGCGCCAAACACCACGCCCAGUUUCGAGAGACCGUAACGACGGAGCACUUCAAGAAGCUGUCAAAGGACGAGCAGGACCGAUGGGCGAAGAAAGCCACCGACGAUCACGACACGGAGCUCACCAAAUGGAAAGCGGCGCUCGAGGCGCCAACGGAUACGUCUCCCGAGGGCCGACAAAAGGCAAUCGACACUUUGUUGGACUUUACGGGUCCGUUCCUUGAGGCUAUCGCGGAAGCCACCGGAUGGAAUGCUUCAUUGAUCACGGGAGGGCCUGAGCCACGACGUUCGGGGCGAAUCAAUAUCAUUUCAACGCACAUGGGAAAAAACUUGGCGACGAAGCCUUUAAACUGGCGGACGUCGGACGAACAAAAGUGGAAAGUGGUCAAUAAAUUUUAUCUGGAUUAUUUGGAGACUUGUUACACUAAGGAAAUGAAGGAGAGUUGCGCUCUCCCAGACUCGCAAAACAAAACGGUCACGAAGGAGGUUUUGGACUCCCUCCUGACCUUACCCGAACACUCCGACGAGCAAGACCAGCAGGCUGAGCCUGGGGCGUCAAAAAUUGCGGCUGACGUCCCCUCGGUCCCUCAACGUGCACCAUCGUCAUCUCACCGCGAAUCCCCCUCGAAGCCAGCGCGCAACGCGUCCUCGAAGAUAGAUGACAAUGCCGCGCCCAAGAAAAGAAGGGAGGGCAAGAGCAAGGGAAAGCGCAAGGCAUUGCCCGCUAGCUCAGACAAGGAAUCCGAGGCGGCCGACACCUCGGAUACCGACAGCGACGCCCCAGCCGUUCAGAAGCUAUACAACACGCGCGGUCGCUCAAGCCUAACCGCCAACCACGAUGCACAUGCCUCUCACACUCCGGACGUUCAUACGGCAAGCGCUGCAGACGGCACCGAGAGGCCAGAUCCAGUCACGACAGACAUUCCAGAGCGCGCCAGCCAGUCUGAUUCCGUCGCGAUAUCUACGUCUCUUGCCCCAUCCAAGCCUGCAACGGUUGUGUCUUAUGACUCGCGACACACCAUUUAUAAUGGUUUUCCAGCUACUCGGGACGGUGUGGAGGGCGUCUCCUCCAUCAGGUUGUCCAAUGCCCACUUCCUCGACGACGCCCCCAAGUGGGCUACGCUGGCAUUUCAGUAUCUUCAAUCCCCUGACCCUCUGUCGCCCGCAGAUCGCAAGCUUGUCGGGAAGGGCUUGACGGGCGAGAUCACUGAUAUGCAAGGCUGGAGCCUUCCAACAACAUACACGACGCUCCUAGAACAAUACCUGGCACUCGAGAAGUCCUCCAGCUUCGUCGUCGCCAAGGGAUCGGGCGGCAUACUCGAUUCCCAGGGAAGGCCAGGGCAGAUUCAAUGGUGGAUUUCUCGUGGGCGCGCUCUCCACGUCCGCCCUGAAAUUGAGGACGUGGAGAAGUUCGCGAUAGCUUGGUGGGGGUGGUGGGCGCGUCUUCAACCGUCUUGGCGGCAGGUUUCCAUUCCAUCAGCAUCAGGCUCGCCGCCUGUUCCACGUCACGAUGACGGAGAAUGGCACUUCCUCGAUAAGCCGGGACCAAACGGAUUGCUUUCCGUUAUCGCCGCUCUCAAAUGGUGGGGAUCGGAGACCUCCGAAGCGGCAAAGGAUCAUCGCUGGCUAACAGCUGUGGAUGACGUUAUCUGGGUUAUGGAGCGUAUUGUUCGCUCGCGCAAGCAACACAAACGACCCGCCAACGAAGCCAUUGAAACGAAACAAGCGAAACGAUCCCGCCGCAGGUAG